CGAAAGCUGUAUAUACGACUCCGACUGCGGACUUCGACGAAUCUGCGUGGGCGGAACGUGCCAAGAGCGGCCAUGUUUCCAAACUGAAGUCUUCCAAGAUUAUUUCAAUGUAUAUGAUUAUUACGAUUACUACUACUACUACUACUAUGAGUACUACGAUUACUACGAUGAAUCCUAUGAGUACUACGAUUACUACGAUGACAACGUUAUCGAUUACCCGUCUAUGCUGUUCUACCACUCUUAUGACUAUUAUCUCCAAGAGAGUGCUGGGGGAAGUGGUCCUGCGAAGAAAAAAACUAAAAUCUUAGGUAAACUCAAGAAAAAUGGUGUCAAGAGAAGCGGCGUUAAGAAAUCGGAGAAAAAUGCUGCAAGAAAUGCAAGAUUGUCUUUUUAUCCGAGUGAAACGGAAGGUUGCUGUUCGUUCGAUGAAUUCACCUGCAGCGGUUUCCCAACCCUCUGCGUUCCCGGUGAUUUCGUGUGCGAUGCCGACGCUGACUGUAUGAAUGGCGAAGAUGAUGCUCCCGAGGCCUGCCAGAAACGUGUUUGUGGCGACUGGAAGUUCCGCUGCGCUUCGGGGCAGUGCAUAUACGCCUUGGAUGAGUGUGACGGCUUCAAGGACUGCCUCGACGGAUCCGACGAGCACUGCCAAAAGCACACCGACUGCCCCGCUGGCCGCCCUCACCUGUGCUCCUCCGGGGAAUGCAUCGGCUCCCGCUCCAUCUGUGACGGGUUCUCCGACUGCCUCAGCGGAGAGGACGAGCUUCCCUGCGAGUGCAUCGGGCUCAGGUGUCCUUCGGGGAAAUGUAUCUCCAACAAGCAAGAGUGCGACGGCAUAGCCGACUGCGUCGAUGGAUCCGACGAGCUGUGCGGCCUUCCCGACGGUGGCCCGUGUCCGGAGGACCGGCCUGUGUCUUGCGGCGAUGGAAAAUGCAUUUCUGAAUCCAGUGUUUGCGAUUCGAUCGCUGACUGUGCCGACGGUUCGGACGAAGAUGCCGGAGUCUGUGUACCGGAGGGGUGCUUCCGCUGCGCCUCCGGGGAGUGCGUCUAUCCGGAGUACCGAUGCGAUGGCCUCGACGACUGCGAGGAUGGCUCGGAUGAAAACGACUGCGCAUCCUUCUCGUGCAGCGACGCGUCCUUCAAGUGCGCGUCGACCGGCGAGUGCCUGGGCGCAGGGGUCGUUUGCGACGGAAGAGAGGACUGUCGAGAUGGAAGCGACGAGGCCGGCUGCGCCGCGGCCGCCUGUCCGGAAGACCAGCCCUUCAAGUGCUCGUCGGGAGAGUGCGUCAGCUAUGCACAACUCUGCGAUGGCGAGUACAACUGCCGGGACCGGAGCGACGAGAGCAAGUGUCCAAAGAACAUCUGCCCUCCGUUCAGCAGGUUCAAAUGUGCGUCGGGACAGUGCAUACGGCUCUCCGACGCUCGUUGCGACGGCGCCAUCGACUGCAUCGACCGCAGCGACGAAGCGGACUGCGAGAUCACUUGCUCACCGGACGAUUUCGAGUGUGCUGCAGGGGGCUGCGUAAGCAAGACUCGCGUGUGCAACGGCCUGAGAGAAUGUCCAGACGGAAGCGACGAGAACGACUGCAACUUCUCGUUACCGUGUCCAGAAGAUCAGUUCCGAUGUAAGGAGUCUGGAGAGUGCGUCAGCGAGGGCUUUGUCUGCGACCUCGACUUCGACUGUAGAGACAGAAGCGACGAGGCCGGCUGUCAAGAAGUGCCGUGUCCAGAGAAUAGACCUUUUCGCUGCGGGUCAGGCGAGUGUUUCCCGGAUUCUUACGCGUGCGACAGCAUGUUCGACUGCAAGGACGGCAGCGACGAAGCCGGCUGCAAGGCGUCCGAAGUGUGCGAACGUCUUCAAAUAGUAUGUAAAAGCGGCCAGUGUAUCGACGUAUGGCGUCGCUGCGACGGCGUCAGGGACUGCCGGGACGGGGACGACGAGGAGGACUGCCAGGACUUCGAGUGCGCCGCCUUCCGCCCCUUCCGCUGCGGGUCGGGCGAGUGUCGACGCCCCUACUACCGCUGCGACGGCUUCUACCAGUGCCAGGACGGGAGCGACGAGGCGGGCUGCGCCACCUUCGCCUGCCCCGACCUCCGGCCCUUCAAGUGCGCCAACGGAACCUGCAUCACGAUCUACCAGGUGUGCAACGGCGUCGACGACUGCGGCGACGGCAGCGACGAACUCGGCUGCCAGGACUUCCAGUGCCCGGCCCAGACCUUCCAGUGCCCCGCGCGGAACUGCAUUCCGCCGCACUACGUGUGUGACGAAUACCCUGACUGCGACGACGGCAGCGAUGAGCAGCAAUGCGAGACGCGGGAGCAGGAUCAAGACGCGGCGGGCGGAAGGCAGAAGGAAUGAUGAUAAGGCAUUUUGACAUGAGUCUGCUUAGUGUUAUAUCAGAAAAAAUUAAGAUGUAACCUAUAUAAAAGAUA
Molecule: messenger RNA, 2430 nt
Organism: Penaeus vannamei (Pacific white shrimp)
Lineage: Eukaryota; Metazoa; Arthropoda; Malacostraca; Decapoda; Penaeidae
Source: RefSeq, a predicted model, not a curated record